Molecule: messenger RNA, 425 nt
Organism: Staurois parvus
Lineage: Eukaryota; Metazoa; Chordata; Amphibia; Anura; Ranidae
Source: the annotation of a GenBank genome assembly
AUGGGCCCCUGUACCGCCUCCUCAUGCUGCUGCCAGGCCCGUAAUCUGCCAUGGGCCCCCGUACCGCCUCCUCAUGCUGCUGCCAGGCCUGUAAUCUGCCAUGGGCCCCUGUACCGCCUCCUCAUGCUGCUGCCAGGUCCACAGUGUCUCAUGGGUCCCUGUGCCACUUUCAGGUCUCCUCACACUGCUGGUGUGUUCCAUUUUGUCAUAGGGUGUGGCAGAUUACGGGCCUCCCAUUGCUGCUGCCCAGGCCCGUAAUCUGCCAUGGGCCCCCGUACCGCCUCCUCAUGCUGCAUGCCAGGUCCACAGUGUCUAUGGGUCCCUGUUGCACGGCCUCCAUUUGACAUGCUGAUCUCCAUCGCCACACUCUGACCAUGUGCCACUUUCAGGUCUCCUGCACACUGCUGGUGGCAAAUUUUGUGACA